This is a messenger RNA of Sphaerodactylus townsendi, 1090 nucleotides long. It is a transcript of the gene PLA2G7, whose product is annotated as phospholipase A2 group VII. Gene Ontology annotation, molecular function: 1-alkyl-2-acetylglycerophosphocholine esterase activity. The record is from RefSeq and is a predicted model, not a curated record. Bases 380 to 1075 code for a protein of 231 amino acids. The transcript has 7 exons. Lineage: Eukaryota; Metazoa; Chordata; Lepidosauria; Squamata; Sphaerodactylidae.
GGGCACCUGCGGGCUCGAGUACGAACACGGGCUCUCCUCCCCCGGAGGCCUCUCGCCGCGCCCGCGUAACGUGUGGACGCGGCCUCGGCGGGCACACCCUCGUGCCGCCACCCCCUGGCCCUCGACGGCCACCCUCCCGAGGCCUUUCCCCUCAGGACAUCCGCGGCGCCGCCGGGAGAAGCGGCCGCGUGGCCGAAGGGAGGCGGGUCCGGCCAGGCCUGCGGGCCUCCCUCCUCCUCCUCCUCCGGGCGGGCGGGCGCGGCUUGGGCCUGGCCUGGGCCCCGAGGUCGCCCGGCCGCAGACGAAGCCGGCUUGUCGCCUGGUGGUUCUCCGCCCUGCUGGCGCUCCGGAGAGGUCUUCCUGCUAAAACCCAUAAAAAAUGGGGAGUAAACUGGAGCAAAUCCCUGCAGGAAAAGGGCCUUAUUCUGUCAGCUGUACAGACCUCAUGACUGGUCCUGGCAUUCAGGGAAUUUUUUUGCGUCUGUAUUAUCCAUCUCAAAAUGACGCAGGCUGUAAAGAUGUCAAAUGGAUCCCUAAGAAAGAAUACUAUUUUGGACUGUCAACUUUCCUUCAAACGUGUGGGACUGUAGGAGCUUUUAUUCUUGCACACUACUUUGAUUCUGUAACCUGCCAUGCCAAGUGGGAUGCUACAUUCAGACCUGGGGAAAGAUACCCCGUCAUUAUUUUUUCUCAUGGACUUGGAGCUUUCAGAACUCUCUAUUCGGCAGUCUGCAUAGAAAUGGCGUCUCGGGGGUUUGUGGUGGCAUCUGUUGAGCACAGAGACCAGUCCGCCUCAGCUACAUAUUACUGCAAGGAGAAGCUCUUUUCAGAAGCAAAAGGAUCCACCUCAGAAAUGCAGGAGGAGUGGAUUUAUUACAGGAGGCCAAAAGCAAAUGAAGACGAUGCUUCUUUUCGCCGGCAGCAGGUGCUUCAGAGAGCAGACGAGUGCAUCCGAGCUCUUGACCUCUUGCUAGAUAUCAAUUCUGGAAAGCCAGUAGCGAACUUGCUGCCAAUCAGCUUUGACUGGACCCAAGUAAAGGUAAAGGAAAUGGCUCACUUGUCCUCGAAUCAAUAAAAUGCCUACCAGGGG